Malaya genurostris is the source of this 880-nucleotide messenger RNA. It is a transcript of the gene SmB, whose product is annotated as small nuclear ribonucleoprotein-associated protein B. Lineage: Eukaryota; Metazoa; Arthropoda; Insecta; Diptera; Culicidae. The coding region runs from base 172 to 789 and encodes 205 amino acids. The transcript has 2 exons. Gene Ontology annotation, molecular function: RNA binding. Gene Ontology annotation, biological process: mRNA splicing, via spliceosome. Gene Ontology annotation, cellular component: cytoplasm; U5 snRNP; U2 snRNP. The record is from RefSeq and is a predicted model, not a curated record.
GCUUGAUUUGUGACUAUAGACUGUGGCCUCUGUGAAUCCAAUCGCUUGGGGAAAAAUUCUCUACUUGCCGCAAAAAAAUAUUCAAAUCCUCUAAUAUAGUGUACAUCGUACAUUAUUUUGUGAACGACUUUAGUUCUAUGUUGAUCUGAGGAGCAAGAAAAAGCAUUCAAAAUGACGAUCGGGAAAAACAACAAAAUGAUUCAGCUCCUGAACUAUCGGGUGCGGAUCGUACUGCAGGACUCCCGUACCUUCAUCGGUACGUUCAAAGCGUUUGACAAGCACAUGAACCUAAUCCUUGGAGACUGCGAAGAGUUUCGUAAAAUCAAACCGAAAAAUACAAAACUGCCAGAGAGGGAAGAGAAGCGUGUUCUCGGUUUUGUCCUUUUACGAGGCGGAAAUAUCGUUUCUUUAACGGUCGAAGGACCGCCUCCACCGGAGGAAGGUCUUCCUCGUGUUCCGAUUCCUGGAGGUGCUCCCGGGCCCGGUAUGGGCCGUGUUGCUGGUCGGGGUAUGCCAGCCGCCAUGGGUGGUGUUCCGGCCGGAUUGCAAGGUCCAGUGCGAGGCGUCGGGGGACCCUCGCAGCAACACAUGGCUCCGAUCGGUCGAGGAGGGCAGGUUUCUGCUCCACCGCAGAUGCGUCCUAUGAUACCGGGAGGACCUCCACCCGGUAUGAUGCCUGGUCCAGGAGGUAUGAACCCAAUGGCAGGAAUGGCUCGUGGUGCUCCGCCACCGAUGCGAGGACCACCACCCGGUAUGAUGCGCGGUGGGCCUCCACCAAGACCAUACUGAGAUGGGUCGUAAUAUUUACCUUAGCAAUAAGAAUGGAAUGAAUUGUAAUACGAUUUUCAUGCAACUUACCUAAUAAAUCUGCUGAAUUUAA